Messenger RNA from Hibiscus syriacus, 2223 nucleotides. RefSeq names its product probable DNA helicase MCM9. Gene Ontology annotation, biological process: double-strand break repair via homologous recombination. The record is from RefSeq and is a predicted model, not a curated record. Gene Ontology annotation, cellular component: nucleus; MCM complex. The coding region runs from base 27 to 2030 and encodes 667 amino acids. The transcript is spliced from 20 exons. Lineage: Eukaryota; Viridiplantae; Streptophyta; Magnoliopsida; Malvales; Malvaceae. Gene Ontology annotation, molecular function: single-stranded DNA helicase activity; single-stranded DNA binding; ATP binding.
UUUCGUCUCGCCGCAAUCAGAGGGCCAUGGAUUUGAGAAAGCAAGAGGAGGUGCCUAUGCGGCUGGUUUCGGCAGUGGAAUAUCUGUUACAUUGCCAUUCCGAUCAGCUCCGUUCAAUCACUCUCUCUCCUGACGCUAAACUUCACUAUGCUCUUUUCCUAGAUUAUGCCGAGCUGAUGGAUGCUGAUCCUCCUCUAGCCCGCCUCGUUUUCGCCAACCCAAUUGACUAUUUGAGAUUCUUUGACCAAGCCGCAAUUUUGGCUCAUAAAAAAGUAUUGAAAGACAUGGUAUCACAUGAGAAAGGGGUUGAAAAGAAAUUCAUUCAUGUUCGUUUCAAUGUCUGUGGCUCUCCUCUUGAAUUUCCUGAGACAUUUCCAAGAAUUGGGUGUGUGAGGGUGAAACACCGAGGAAUUCUUCUUACUCUCAAGGGGACAGUAAUUCGAUCUGGAGCAGUGAAGAUGUAUGAGGGGGAAAGGACAUAUCAGUGCAAGAAAUGCAAGCACAUGUUUCCUCUUUAUCCUGAACUUGAAACAAGAAACAAGAUAACGCUUCCUUCAGUCUGCCCUUCUCAGAGGUCCAAUCCUUGUGAAGGCUCUAAAUUCAUCUGUGUAGAAAAUACCACCGUCUGUCAUGAUUAUCAGGAAAUAAAAAUUCAAGAAAGCACACAGGUGUUGGGUGUUGGUGUGAUCCCUCGUUCAAUUCUAGUAAUUCUCCAAGAUGAUCUUGUUGACAUUGUUAAAGCUGGAGAUGACGUAAUCGUUACAGGUAUCUUGACUGCUAAGUGGUCUCCUGAUUUAAAAGAUGUACGCUGUGAUCUUGAUCCCAUAUUAAUUGCCAACCAUGUGAGGAGAACUAAUGAGUUGAAAUUAGACAUUGAUAUUCCUGACGAUGUUUGUAUGAAAUUCAAGCAAUUCUGGUUAGACUUUAGAGACACCCCAUUGAAAGGUAGAAAUGCUAUUCUACGAGGAAUUUGCCCACAAGUUUUUGGACUCUUCACCGUGAAACUUGCAGUCGCACUGACUCUGAUUGGAGGUGUUCAACAUGUUGAUGCUUCUGGGACAAAAAUUCGAGGAGAGUCUCACUUGCUUCUUGUCGGUGACCCAGGUACGGGAAAAUCUCAGUUCUUGAAAUUUGCUGCAAAAUUAAGCAACCGAUCUGUCAUCACAACUGGCCUGGGAAGCACUAGUGCUGGACUGACUGUUGCUGCUGUCAAGGAUGGUGGGGAGUGGAUGUUAGAAGCUGGGGCCCUUGUUCUAGCAGAUGGAGGUCUUUGUUGUAUUGAUGAAUUUGAUAGUAUGAGAGAACAUGAUAGGGCAACUAUACACGAAGCAAUGGAGCAGCAGACUAUAAGUGUUGCAAAGGCUGGCCUUGUUACUACUCUUAGUACCAGGACAAUUGUUUUUGGUGCAACAAAUCCCAAAGGACACUAUGAUCCUGAUCAACCUCUCUCCGUCAAUACGGCACUUUCUGGUCCCUUACUAAGUAGAUUCGAUAUUGUCCUUGUCCUCUUGGAUACAAAGAAUCCUGAAUGGGAUGCAGUUGUAUCAUCACACAUUCUGGGUGAGGGAGAAUACAAAAAUGGCAAGCAGGAUGAAGAUCUAGCAAAUAUCUGGCCACUUUCUAACCUUCGGUGGUAUAUUGGCUACGUAAAAAAACACUUUAAACCAAUGCUUACAAAAGAGGCCGAAAUGGUUAUCUCAAGUUAUUAUCAACUCCAAAGGAGAUCAGCCACACAUAACGCAGCAAGAACAACGGUGCGCAUGCUUGAAAGCUUGAUACGCCUUGCUCAAGCACAUGCAAGGCUUAUGUUCAGAAAUGAGGUUACCAGAUUAGAUGCCAUAGCAGCUAUUUUAUGCAUUGAAUCAUCCAUGACUAUCUCUGCCAUUAUAGACAGCAUAGGGAACGCCAUGCACUCUAAUUUCACCGAGAACCCUGAUCAGGAAUAUGCCAAGCAAGAAAAAAUAAUUCUUGAAAAGUUAAGUUUGGUCGAUGAGUCCCAGGAAUCAAAUGGCUUGGGAGGUUUCUGCUGAUGGAAAAUCUGCAAGAAUAUGGAAGCAUCCUUGUUGCUUUUCGGAUUGCAGGUACAGCCAUAAGCUGUUCUUAUAGAAAAUUUACCAUCUUACGCUUUGCUAGUACCUAAAUGCUAGCCUGGAAGUAGAUGUUGUGAAAGUUUAGAAGAAAAACCUUUUGAACUGAAACUUAUUUCAAAACCCUAGUUCCAGC